UACGUGCAAUAGAAAGCAAGCUCCAUGCACGAUAAGGAUUCCUGGUAUAAAUACAGGAGGAAUCAUCCACUUUCAUCAGUUCACUUCCACAGUACAGUGCAAGAGUUACAAAAAAAAUCAGCCAAGAUGAAAACCGACUUCAUGUUCAAGGGAAUGAUGUGCCCAGCCUUCACUCCAUUCAUGGAUGACAAGAAACGUUCAUGCAACAUGGAAAUGAUUGACAAAUACUGUCAAUGGAUGAAGUCAAUGGGAAUGCAAGGUGUUAUGGUAAACGGUAUGACUGGCGAAGGCAUGUGUAUGAACAUGCAGGAGCGUAUGCAGAUGGCUGAGAAAUGGCACGAGUGCACCCGUAAAUACGGAAUGACAAUGCUCCUCAACAUCGGUGGCAUGGAUCUCCCAAGCGUUUACACGUUGGCCGAACACGCGGAAAAGAUGAAGGUCGAUGCUGUUAUGAUGAUGCCAGACAUGUUCUACAAACCAAUGACUGAAGAAGACUUGAUGAUGUACAUGAAAGACGUUAUGAUGCGUAUGCCAACUCGUCCAGUGAUGUACUAUCAUAUUCCAAUGAUGACUGGCGUUCAUAUGGACAUGUGCCGCUGGAUGAUGAUGAUGGACAAGGAGUGUCCAAUGUUUGCCGGUGUUUUCUGGUGCCACGAUCACAUGGACAUGAUGAUGAUGGUCAAACAAAAAAUGCCACACUUCAACUACAUCAUGGGAACAAUGUCAUCGAUGAUGGGUUGCAUGGCUCAAGGAAUGGACGCAAUUUCAAUGUGUGCGAUGAACAUGUGUCCAGAAAUGUGCAAACAAAUGUACGAUUGCAUGAUGAGCUGCAAGAUGAAUGAUGCAAUGAUGAUGCAGCAGAAGAUGAUGAAAUGCAUUAUGGAUAUGUUCCAAAUGGAUAGCGAUAUGCACAUGAACAUGGACUGGAUGAUGAUGAUGCGAAUGCAAAUGGACAAAAUGCAACCAAUGGGUAUGAAAAUGGGACCGAUGCGCCGUCCACAAAUGACAAUGAACAAAAUGUGGUAUACGAUGUAAACUCAGCCUGGCAAAUACUCAUUUAAAUAACAUAUAAUGCAUCAUAGCUUGUAGUCUUGAUUAUUAUGAAGAAAAAAAAUUAAAUAAAUAAAACGAAACGCAGAAAAAUUUUCAGCUAACAAAAAAACAUGUG
This is a messenger RNA of Sitodiplosis mosellana (orange wheat blossom midge), 1168 nucleotides long. Its product is annotated as N-acetylneuraminate lyase B-like. The transcript is spliced from 5 exons. Gene Ontology annotation, biological process: N-acetylneuraminate catabolic process. The record is from RefSeq and is a predicted model, not a curated record. Gene Ontology annotation, molecular function: N-acetylneuraminate lyase activity; 4-hydroxy-tetrahydrodipicolinate synthase activity. The coding region runs from base 25 to 1035 and encodes 336 amino acids. Lineage: Eukaryota; Metazoa; Arthropoda; Insecta; Diptera; Cecidomyiidae.